Daucus carota subsp. sativus is the source of this 2874-nucleotide messenger RNA. Its product is annotated as receptor-like protein EIX2. Gene Ontology annotation, molecular function: protein binding. The record is from RefSeq and is a predicted model, not a curated record. Lineage: Eukaryota; Viridiplantae; Streptophyta; Magnoliopsida; Apiales; Apiaceae. The transcript has a single exon. The coding region runs from base 1 to 2874 and encodes 957 amino acids.
AUGGACAUCAUCAAGCUCAGCUUGGCACAAGAAAGUUUCGCCAACACUGCUUGUUUAGAAAUAGAGAGGGAAGCGCUGCUCAGCUUUAAACAAGGGCUUCAAGAUCCUUUAGGAAGGCUUUCAUCCUGGAAUGGUGUUGAUUGUUGCCGAUGGAGUGGCAUCAAAUGCAAUAUUGCAGGAAAUGUCAUCAAGAUCAAUCUCCGCAAUACAGUUCCUUCUACUUCCAAGAGGUCGUGUUUGGGCGGUAAGAUAAACUCUACUUUGCUUGAGUUGAAGUAUUUAGGUUACUUGGACCUAAGCUUGAAUUGUUUUGAGGGACUUCAAAUUCCGGAAUUCUUUGGGAAGCUAGAGAAUUUAAGAUAUCUAAAUCUCUCUUUUUCAUUGUUUGAAGGGGAAAUCCCCCCUCAACUUGGAAAUUUAUCUAGCCUGAAUUAUCUUGAUCUUAAUAUGUAUGAUUCAUCAUACUCUUUGUCGUCCAGAAACUUGCGAUGGCUCUCAGGUCUCGCUUCCAUUAAGUAUCUUAACAUGGGAAAUGCUGACCUAGCCAACCUAGGAUCAGAAUUGUUGCAAGUAGUCAAUAUGCUUCCUUUUCUUGAAGAAUUACACUUUCAUAGAUGUGACCUUUAUAAUCUCCCAAGUUCACUUUCAUAUGUCAACUUGACCCUGCUUUCUGUCCUUGAUCUCUCUGAUAAUCAAAUUCAGUCUUUAAUACCAAACUGGAUAUAUAACCUUACCAGUCUUACUAAACUAGAUCUCAGCAAUGACUAUUACAAUCUAAAUGGAAAUAUUCCGAGAGAAUGUGGAGACAAGGACUCUAAAGAAGAUCCUGAUCCACAGUUAUAUUAUGGAUUUGAAGGUCGAAUACCAGGGUCCUUAGGAAGUCUUUGUGGUCUAAAAGUAUUGAACCUCUCAGGAAAUCUUUUAACAGGUGGACUUGAUAAAUUUGUUGACAGCUUUACCACAUUUUGUCCUGACAACAGCUUAGUGUCCUUAAGCCUAAACGGCAACCAGUUAGCAGGAGGCUUGCCAAACUCAUUGGGGAAGCUCAAGUAUCUGAAACAACUCCAUAUCAGUCAUAACUGUUUCUGGGGAUCUAUUCCGGAAUCUGUAGGAAACCUGUCAUUCUUGCAGGAAUUGGAUGUCUCGUUGAACGAAAUGAAUGGAACUAUUCCAAGAACUUUGGGGCAACUUUCUAGGAUCACUGAUUUGAAUUUUAGAGACAACCAUUGGCAAGGUGUUCUAACAGAGGACCAUUUUAUGACACUCGCAAGAUUGCAAUAUCUAUAUGUCAGCACAGACAGAGCCAGACCAUUGGUUUUCAACGCUACAACUGAAUGGAGUCCCCCAUUUAGGCUCUUGUCACUUGAACUGUAUAAUUGUAUAGUUGGACCAGCAUUUCCUGCAUGGAUACGUGCACAAAGUGAACUCAACCAUGUAGUCCUUCACAAAGCAGGAAUUGAAGACACGAUACCUGAGGAGUGGUUCUUCAACAUAUCAUCCCAAGUAACCCACCUGCAGUUGUCUUAUAAUAAAAUAAAGGGGAAGCUGCCUCAGAAGUUAAAAUUUCCAGCACUUGGAUAUAUUGAUUUAAGGAAAAAUCAGUUUGAGGGAUCGCUUCCACUUUGGCUUCCCAAUGCUGCAGAAAUUUACCUUCAACAAAAUUUAUUCUCAGGGCCUAUCCCGGAUGAUAUUAGUGAGCUGACACAACUACAAGUUUUUGAUGUUUCUGAGAACCAUCUUACCGGCAUGAUCCCACCAUCCCUUUGUCUAAUGACAAAUUUGGGAAUACUUUCCCUUAGGGAUAAUCAGUUGUCUGGGAAGCUACCUACUUGUUGGGAUGAUUCGCAGUCGAUAUACAUUCUUGAUAUAUCAAGCAAUAACCUAUCUGGUGAAAUUCCUAGUUCUUUGGGUCGGCUAUAUGAUAUCAUUGUAUUGAGUUUAAGCAACAACAGUUUAAGUGGAGAGAUUCCAUCGUCGUUACAGAACAUCACACAUCUGGAGAGCCUGGAUCUGGGAAAUAACAAAUUGUCAGGAAACCUACCACAGUGGAUAGGGAAUGUUUCCCUCAAACUCUGGAUCCUACGCCUAAGUUCUAAUAAGCUCACUGGAAUCAUACCUGCACAAUGGUGCAAUCUUUCAACCCUUCAUAUCCUAGAUCUUGCGGAGAACAGUCUUUCAGGGGUCAUUCCAAGCUGUCUAGGCCACCUGCGUACACUGGUUUAUACUAAAUCCGACUCAACUGUUGGUUAUGGCGGCUGGCUUGGGCACACCUUUAAAGAACAAAUGUUUAUGGUGACCAAAGGAAGAGAAUUGGAAUACAGCAGCACUCUGAAAUUGGUGAAUAUCAUAAAUCUUUCAGGCAAUAAUUUAACAGGUGAAAUACCACCUGGAAUAACAAAUCUCACAGCACUCGGAACCUUAAACCUCUCCAGGAAUCAUCUUACAGGAAGCAUCCCGAAUGAAAUUGGAAACAUGAGACGGUUAGAAACCCUUGAUCUGUCUCACAACAAACUUUCUGAACCUAUUCCAGACAGCAUUUCAUUGCUGCAUUCUUUGAGUCACUUGAAUGUUUCAUACAACAAUUUGGUGGGAAGAAUUCCAACAGGAAAUCAACUGCAGACACUCACUGACGUGUCUAUGUUUGAUGGCAAUCCUUUAUUAUGUGGGAAGCCGCUUCUGUCCAAGUGUCGCGGUUCUGAAGUCGGUUCUGAUGUCCCCAUUUCAGAAUCUCCAGAUAAUGAUUUUCAAAGUGAACUAGAAAAUCUACUGUGCUACUGUUGUGGGUAUGUUUUUGGUAUUUGUUGUGUUUGGUGCACAUUAUGGAAAAUGGCUACAUGGAGAGAAGCAUACUUUGGGUUGUUUAAGUUAGCUUAA